Messenger RNA from Aspergillus eucalypticola CBS 122712, 1496 nucleotides. Its product is annotated as serine/threonine-protein kinase. The record is from RefSeq and is a predicted model, not a curated record. The transcript has 3 exons. Gene Ontology annotation, biological process: regulation of mRNA processing; protein phosphorylation; spliceosomal complex assembly. The coding region runs from base 71 to 1384 and encodes 437 amino acids. Gene Ontology annotation, molecular function: ATP binding; protein kinase activity. Lineage: Eukaryota; Fungi; Ascomycota; Eurotiomycetes; Eurotiales; Aspergillaceae.
CGCACGUUCUUGGGAAACCCGAUUGGAACUGUUGUUUGAAAUUCCAGGACAAUCCCUCUGGGUCGCAGCUAUGAGCAUUUCGCCCCCUCCCACUCCAUCAAGGGCUCCAACGGAUGAUGAGUGGAGAUUCGAAGCUAUUACAUUACCCUGCGAGUGGAUCGAGGAUUACCAUCCAAGUGGUUAUCACCCCAUCAUUCUCGGCGACACUUUCAACAAUGGUCAGUACAAGGUUAUCCGGAAGCUCGGUGAGGGCUCAUACUUAACGGUUUGGCUCGCCCAUAACGAGAAAAACACUAGAUAUGUCGCUUUGAAGAUUCUUGUGUCCCAUCAAACGGGAUCGACAACCGAGCUAGACAUCUUACGACAUAUCACUAAAGCGGCGCCAAUAGAAGCUGCCGGCCACAUCACGGGACUGCUAGACGAGUUCGAACACUCCGGCCCCAACUGUGUCCACAAAUGCCUUGUAUUUGAGCCUAUGGGCCCGAGUGUGAAGCGUUCGAUGGUUGAAGAGCUACCCCAGUUCAAACCCCGGAUGUUUGGAAUGAAGGUACGCUAUCCGCCAUGGAUGGCGAAAAGCAUUCUGAAGCAAUCAUUGGAAGCUCUAGCAUUCUUGCAUCGAAAUGAUAUUGCGCAUGGAGAUUUUCAGCCAGGAAACAUCCUCUUCACUCUAAAAGAUCUCAACUCAAUGCCGGAAGAAGUGCUCCAGCAAGAGGAAAAUGUAGAAGCUGAGUCGAUCUCACCCCCGGUACAGAGGCUAGACGGCAAGCAAGACAAAUGGGCGCCUCGGUAUCUUUGCGUUGCGCAGCCUCUGUCGCCCUUCACACAUUACGCUGAAGGCUUUAAGGUCAAAUUGUCCGAUAUGGGCGGCGCAUAUUUCUUUUCAAAGCCCCCAGAAAAACCCGUCACUCCCCUUGGCCUUCGGGCUCCCGAGCUUAUUCUGACUGGAGCCGUUAAUAACACGCUUGACAUUUGGAGUUUCGGCUGCCUUAUUUUUGAGCUUAUCACCGGAGAGCCGCUCUUCUGCGUUCCAGGAUCCGAAUAUGAAGAUGAUGAUCAUCUUCUCUCCCUUACAGAACGGCUCGGUGCCCUUCCUGAUGAUUUAUUCACGCAUUGGAAGACCUCCUCGCUUUACUUUACGCCUGAGAGGAAGCUGUUUAAUUGUCAAAUCGGAGGAGUCGGUCCGGAAGAGGAACCACUUUUGGUGGAUCAGAUAUCCAUGGAGGAGCAGUUCGACUCGACGGAGCCGGAUAUUGAUUCGAAGGAAGCCGACGACGUGAAGGGACUCAUUCAAUGGAUUUUACAGUAUGAUCCUGCAAAGAGGCCAUCUCCUGCCGAGAUAUUGUCACAUCCAUGGUUCCGCAACAUUGAUGUUGGGCGCGUGUAAUAGAAGGGACUCAUUGACGGAUAAUACUGGUCUCUGCUGUUCUUCUCCCUUCCCAUUUUUAGUUCAUCUAUUGUGGUGUUUCAUUUUUUGUAUGAUACCGCGGAAAAUACUU